CACGUCGUUUGAGAUCUGACAGCAGCCAAUGCCAUGUUGCCGUCACUCUACUGUCUCUUCUAGUCUAGCUCUAUCUCAAUGUCGCUGCUCGUCGUUUUCUCGCAUCCGAAACAGACCGUCAAUGCAGCAGCAGUAGUAGCCAGUACACAGGGUAGUCUACAUGCGCAAUGUAACCGUGAGCAAUCCAGGCAUUGCCUUUCACUCACUCGGAGUCGUAUGAUUCGUAUCGGAUGUUUUUUUCUUCUUCUUUCAUUUUUGGCCUUACCUAUCGGGUUGUGAUAGUCGAGGCUUUUCCCUCUUGAAAAGGACUGUUGGUCGAGGACAAACGAGCCGCUGGCUAUGGCCUGGUUUGCCCGGAAUAGAGAGUCGCUUCCCGCGCUCUUACUAUUGGUGCUUACCGCGGCGGUUGCUGUUGUCCGCGCUCAAGACUUCGUGGGUGUUGGAGAUCCUGCGGCACUGCUGCCUCCUCCGGCUAGUAAUGCGGAAGUAGGACAAGAUGUUGGUGCCGACUCAAAGCUGCUGGAUGCGCUUGCAGCCGCCUGCAGGAACCAGGAGGGGUCGGACAUAUGCCCGGUGGACAGCAACUUCUGCUUGUCGGACGGCCAGUGUGGAGCGGGACAGCUGUGUACGUGCGUGCGUGGAUGCCAUCAGCUGCUCUGCCAGACUUUCAAGCCGGAAGAUAGCUGCCCGCGUCACCCCAUCCCAGUGCAUGGGUACGUGAUAGACAAGCACGCCAGUGUGGAGUUUCACUGUGGCGACGCGCACAGGCUGAUCGGACCACGCAACAAGACAUGCAUCAGCGGCCUAUGGCGUCCAUUGAACGACUUUCCCAAGUGCAAGAUACUGAAAUGUGAAGACCAUCCCGCUGCACCUGAGAAUGGCUUUGUGGUGUUCUCACCGCCCGGACGCACCCGCCGUGCCGGAACCAGAGCCGAGUUCUCAUGUCGCACUGGCUACAGCCUGCAGGGCAACUCUGACAUUCGCUGCACGAAGCACAACGGACAGGCUGUCUGGACUGGAAAGGCUGCAACGUGCAGACGUGAUGGAGGUUGGGGAGACUGGCUUGGCUGGACACCGUGCUCUAUUUCCUGUCAGGAGAAACCCGAGGACGUCGGCGUGCAGGAGCGGCAGCGCCCGUGUAACAAUCCCGAACCGGAGAGCGGUGGCAAGCCGUGUGUGGGGCAGAGUGUGGAGGUCAGGGAAUGCCGGCCAAACACCAUCUGUGAAAUUGAGAGAUUAUUGGAACAGGUCCCUGUUGUCUGGGACGACUGGUCCAACUGCUCUGCGGAGUGCGGCAUGGGUGAGAGGUAUCGCACUCGUAACUGCAGCAUGGCUGAUUCCUAUCUAGGUGGCGAAGAAUGCAACUGGAAUGAAACUCAGACACAGAGCUGUAUGGAGGCACCUUGCCCAGUUGAUGGUAUCUGGUCGGACUGGACGCCUUGGACAGUGUGCUCCAGCACGUGUGGCCUGGGUACAUUCUCACGCAGCAGGUCAUGUGACAAUCCUGUUCCCAUGUAUGGCGGUCUAAACUGCACUGGUCUCGGCAUUCAGGUGGGCCAAUGUCUUGAUGCACAUUGUCCAGUUCAUGGAGGUUGGAGUGAGUGGGAGAACAUCAGUGACUGCAGCCAGACAUGCGGAUUUGGAAUUCUCAUCCAGCGUCGUGAUUGCAACAAUCCCACUCCAAUCCACGGUGGCCGAUACUGCCCGGGACCACAUCAGCUGGUCGAGCCUUGUCGUAGGAAGCCAUGCUCAGUCGAUGGCGGCUGGUCAGACUGGUUGCCUCUGGUUGUGGGCUGCUCAAAGACGUGCGGCGAUGGGCAGAGGGUGAUGUUCCGUACCUGCACCAAUCCAGUGCCGAGCAAUGGCGGAAGGCCAUGUGACGGCCCGCAGCUGCUGACACGCACAUGCAGUACAAACAUUUCUUGUCCAGUACACGGCGGAUGGUCGGAAUGGAAUACCAGCUCAAGCUGCUCGGUGACCUGCGGCACGGGCUUUGGCGAGGAAAUGCGCACCUGCACCGCACCGUCGCCCAGCUUUGGCGGCGAUUCGUGCCGUGGAGAGAGCACCCGCUUGCAGCUAUGCAGCUCAGAGCAACCAUGCCCAGUCAACGGUAGGUGGUUUGCAUGGAAGGCGUGGACGGAGUGCAGUGUCAGCUGUGGCAGUGGUACACAGCAGCGUCAUCGAGACUGCUCUGCGCCCAGCAAUGGAGGACUGGUGUGCGUCGGUGCAGCUCAAGAGCAACGAGAGUGCAAUGUUCAGCAAUGUCCUGUGCAUGGCAACUGGUCUGAGUGGAAGGACUGGUCGGACUGCUCCGUGACGUGUGGCUCCGGUGUGCGGUCGCGUUCCCGUGACUGCAGCAGUCCAUCUCCUCGCUUUGGUGGAUAUCCGUGCAGUGGAAGCUCAGAGGAAGUGAAGAUCUGCAAUGUUCAGCCUUGCCCAGUGCAUGGAGAUUGGUCGGUUUGGGAAGACUGGUCGGACUGCUCGGUGUCCUGUGGAGCUGAUGGCGGAAUUCAAAGUAAACGUCGCCACUGUAACAAUCCGUAUCCGCAGAAUGGUGGCACACCCUGCCCUGGACCGGCUGUGGAGAUAAGGGACUGUACAACACAAGUACCAUGUCCAAUUGACGGAGGAUGGACGAACUGGACGGAGUGGUCGCACUGCUCCGAGACAUGUGGCGUGCAGGGCUUCAAACUGAGAUACCGCAACUGCACCAACCCUGCGCCACAACACGAUGGACGUCUAUGUCCUGGAUCUUCUCAGCGGAUCAAGCACUGUACUGAACCUCCGUGCGCUGUGGACGGUUACUGGCAUAGCUGGGGAAGGUGGUCCCCAUGCGAUGCUCUCUGCGGACAAGGAUUGAAGUCUCGGAGCAGGACAUGCCAGCCUCCAGAGCAUGGCGGACAGCCAUGUGCUGGCAGCAACUAUCAGACAGCACUCUGCACUUCUUCAGUGCCUUGCAAGACUGAAGUGCAUCUAGGCUGCUCGGCCGCCCAGCCGGGCACGGGCAAGAUGACAAAGAUUGCCUUCGAGCACCCGCUGCUGCGCUCCGUGCACCGAUGCGCGCAGCGCUGUCGCCAGCACCUCACCAACUAUGUCAUAACGCACGGCGACUCGGCCUGCUACUGUGUCAACAACUACCAUCAUCAUGCCCUGAGCCACUGUACACGAGAUAACUUCCACGUCUAUAAAGGCCUGACGGGAAAGGCGUGCUCGAUUCGCAAACUGAAAAUCCAGCCGUUCCAGGUCACGGUGUCCGUGUCUGUUCAGCAGCGCUUCACGACCAAGUGCGGCUUCAUCUACUGGAGACGGUGCACUCGAUACCGAACGAUUACACGCUACCGAAGAGAAACUCGCUAUAAGCAGGUGUAUCACAUCGUGCCGUGCUAGGCCGAUGCUCGCUUGUAUUUCUCACCAGCCGUGAAUCAGGCCAAGAUACCGGCUAUGUCUGUCAGCCUAUUGCAUGCAGAGGCUAUGCAAUUACGUCAUUAAUUACGUCAUUGUCACGUGAUGUGUUUGUAUGGAGUGGGGCGCCGGAUCGCAAGCAACAGUUUGCCACUCCCCCAUGCAAAGCAAGCGUGCACAGUACAGCAAUGUAUUUUCCUGCAUGAUAACCUCUAGUAGUGGAUGGUAGCAUUCAUCAUGACUACAUGUCAUGAUGUGUAAUUGACUCUCGGCACGGCCAGUGACUGACAUUAUCAUCCACAUGCUGUACUGGCUCCACCUCCGUGCAGCAAACUAGUAGCCACCGUCCCACACACAUGCUAUCCACCACCGGCCAGCACUCCCACUCACAGCGAGUCCAGCCCGACCUGCUGGUUAUCAUGGUUAUGCACAAACUGUGAAGACUUGUAUCGGCGGAGACUGAACAUGCACUCCAUGUUGCACGUGGCCAUUUCAUUCACUCACAUUCUCGUUUGUCAAGAAGUACUUCAAAGGCACAAUUAUGAUGAACUUAUCACAUAGCCGGACAAACUAGGCAUACAUUCAUAGAAAUGUAUUAAAUCUGCAGCCCUAGAAUUGCUUCGUCCUUUGUGGACUCGUCAUAGAAAGGUAGAUAUAGCAGAAUACUUCAAAUUCUUUAAAAAAAUUGGUACAGCCUUUCAAGCUUUUGGUAGAUACUGCAUAAUAAUAAUAAUAAAUGUUGUUGACGAUGAGAACUAAAAUCUCAAAAUAUAUAAUCUUUCAAGUUUCAA
Sycon ciliatum is the source of this 4193-nucleotide messenger RNA. RefSeq names its product SCO-spondin-like. The coding region runs from base 340 to 3387 and encodes 1015 amino acids. The record is from RefSeq and is a predicted model, not a curated record. The transcript is spliced from 18 exons. NCBI's taxonomy places the organism in Eukaryota, Metazoa, Porifera, Calcarea, Leucosolenida, Sycettidae.